GUAAACUGUGGUCGUUAUGUUGGUGGGCACGCAGUUUUUCAUCAAGCUUGUACUGAUCAUUCGAUGGCACUCAGUCUCGCCGAUUUCUCAGUUUGGUGCUACUUGUGUGAAUCAUAUGUCCACAAUGAAAUUCUUAUUCCUGCUAAAAAUGCAGCAUAUUGCUCCAAGUUUGGUGUUCCGGAUCCGCAGCAAGGGACAUCCUCAGAAGACAGCCAAUUGAUUGAUCAUAACUGA
Gongylonema pulchrum is the source of this 234-nucleotide messenger RNA. The record is from the annotation of a GenBank genome assembly. NCBI's taxonomy places the organism in Eukaryota, Metazoa, Nematoda, Chromadorea, Rhabditida, Gongylonematidae.